Brassica napus (rape) is the source of this 3442-nucleotide messenger RNA. RefSeq names its product transcription factor bHLH123. The record is from RefSeq and is a predicted model, not a curated record. Gene Ontology annotation, biological process: regulation of transcription by RNA polymerase II. Gene Ontology annotation, molecular function: DNA-binding transcription factor activity, RNA polymerase II-specific; protein dimerization activity; RNA polymerase II cis-regulatory region sequence-specific DNA binding. The coding region runs from base 130 to 1512 and encodes 460 amino acids. Gene Ontology annotation, cellular component: nucleus. NCBI's taxonomy places the organism in Eukaryota, Viridiplantae, Streptophyta, Magnoliopsida, Brassicales, Brassicaceae. The transcript has 7 exons.
CUAUAAGUAUCUCUCUCGUGUGGAUCCUCAUCAUCAUUUCAUGUGAAGGACAAUCUGAGAAGACACAACAAAUUAAGAUCCUCACCAACAUAUAUAUAUAUUACACACAUAGUGAUAACAAAAAAAUCGAUGGGAGAUCAUCAUGAUUUCAUAAACUCUGGAAGCUGGUGGAAAGUAUCUUCUUCUUCCUCAAUAUCUUCUUCCUCUUCCAUGAGAGCAAACUCAAAUGAAUCUGGUGGUUCUGCUGUUUUCCAUGAUAAGCUUCAUCAUCAAGAUCAUCAUUCGUUAGCUACUGAUCACCAUCUACAGAUGAUUGGUCUAGGGCUUUCUUCACAAUCACCAGUUGAUCAAUGGAAUCAAUCUCUCCUAGGAGAUAGUAAAGCGGAGACAAGCUUCGGAGGGAUGCUUCAAGAGAAUCUCAAUUUAGAUGCGACCUCAAACGCAAACGCUAACACGACGUCAUCCACAACGUCUUACCAGCUUCAAGAAUCUGAUUCCUCUCACCACCAAGCUUUGUGGCGAGACCCACAUAUCAAUAAUAACGAUUUCAAACCGCAGCUAAACAUGACGAGCAGCAACCGCGGGUUCUUUUCAGAUCACCCUCAGUUCAGUCCUCAUGGGAGCUCAAGUACCGACAGUAGCACAGUGACAUGUCAAGGUUUCUCUAUUGACAACUCGACCAACACCAUGUACGGAACAUCAACAACUCCUAACUCCUCUUCAGCUAUGUUCCAUCAACAUCAAGGAGCUGGCUACAACUUGGCUGGCUCUUCCGAACAGCAACCGUCGAGGAAUCAUCAGCAAUCAAAUCUUGGUUACUCUCAGUUCGGUUCCUCCACCGGAAACUACGACCAGAUAGCGACGGCGCUACCUUCGACUUGGUUUUUAAGAUCUUCGCCGCCGAAACCACACAGUCCUUUGAGAUUCUCUAACAACGCGACGUUUUGGAACCCUGCGGCGACGGCUGGAAACGUGGGUCCUACUCAACAUGACGCGUCGUCGAACUUUUUUCCGUCGAUACAGCCGCCUCAGCUUCACCGGCCGAGUUUUGAGGAGCAACCCAAGAGUGUAUCUGAGAUUCGAGAUUCGAGUAGCAGUGAUGUAAAGAGAGGCGGAGGUGAUCAACCGGCGGCGAAAAGGGCUAAGAGCGAAGCAGCGUCUCCGUCACCAGCUUUCAAGGUGAGGAAAGAGAAAAUGGGGGACAGAAUCGCUGCGCUCCAACAAUUGGUUUCACCUUUCGGAAAGACUGACGCAGCCUCAGUGCUCUCUGAAGCCAUUGAAUACAUUAAGUUUUUACACCAACAAGUUUCUGCUCUGAGCACCCCAUACAUGAAAAGUGGAGCUUCUUUACAGCAUCAACAGAGUGAUCAUCCCAAAGAGCUAGACGUAUCAGAAGAGCCAGAUCUUAGAAGUCGAGGCUUAUGCUUAGUGCCAGUUUCGAGCACGUUUCCAGUGACACACGAUACUACAGUAGAUUUCUGGACUCCUACAUUUGGUGGGACUUUUAGAUAGAUUCAUAUAUAUAGAUGAAAAAAUUAUAUUAGAUGUCGGUUGACGUAUAUAUAUAUACGUUGAUUUGCUGAUAAGAAAAUCAUUAGCAUUUUAAACGAAGAGGGGAGUUCAAUUAACGGACAAGUGAAAAGUGUCUGUCCCAUUUUUUUUAGAUUUAUAAAAAAAUAAUGUGUAACUGAAGAACUAUAUAUAGAGAUUGCUAUCGAGAUUUGACUUCCACUAGUAGAAAUUACUCCUAUAGUCACGUUUUAGUCACUUAUGUGUGUGACUAUUUUUUGAUUAGUCACGAAAAAGUCUCGAUUAGUCACAAAAUAUGAAAAUAGGAAAAAACGUGACUAAUCGUGUCAUUUCCGUGGCACUAAUAGUCAUGUUUUUGUCACAAAAGAUAAUGUGACUAGAUAUAGACACGUUUUGCCACAAUAAUUUCGUGACUAAUCGGACAUAAUUAAAAACCGUGACCAGAUGGUGUUACUUUUUUUAAGUAGUCAUGAAUUUGUCACAUUUUGUUCACGACUAUUUAAAUCUCUAAACCCUAAGUGAAAUUUUGAAACCCUAAACUCUGAAUAUGCAAUGUAGUUUACUAUAUUAUAGCUUAAACUAAGAUCUAACUCUUAUACAGAGUUAAAAGAUUUUAAUUUCUUUUUUCAAAUCAUAACUUUAAACAUAACCACAAACCCUACUUCAAACCCUACUUUAAACCUUACCACAAACCUUAUCCAAACAUCAAAACUUAAAUAAUAAAAUGACUCAAAUAUAAAAAUUCUAGUUAGUUAAAAAUGUAAAUAAAAAAUAUAAUUUUAUAUAUACUCAGAAGUCAAAUUUGUAGUUUAAAAACAAUUUUUAAUUUUUCUCCUUUUAAAUGUGAACUAAAUCAUUUUAAAUAUGGAUUGAAUCCUUUAAAAUUUUAAAUUCCUCAAUUUUGAAGUUAACUUCUACAUUACAUUUUUAAAUUUUAUAUCUAAUAAUCUAAAUUAUCUGAAAACUAUGAACCAAAUACCUAGAAAUAACAACCUAACGAUAAUAACAAAAUACAUAUAAUGGUAGAGGAUGCAUGUGUUACAAAGAAAAAAGAAAACAAAGUCGGGAAAAAAAGAAAAAAAAAAAAGAAAGAAAGAUAAAAGCAAGAUACUUUAGUGAAAUUUUCUCAUUGGUCUAUACCUUUUGACAAGGAUAACUGUCUUAACCAUUGAUCAAUUUGAUCUAAUGGCUCAUAUUACUUCAUUCCUUUUUCUCUCGUUCUCCCAUGUACCUUUUCCUCUGUAAACAAGUAUUAUCUUCUUCUACAAACGAUUCUCUUCCUCUUAACACAAACAAAUCGAUUUCAUCGAUUCUGGUCACCUAAUUCCUUUCUUCUACUCCACUCACAUAAUCUUUUCACCAACCACUAUAGUAUUUUAUCAAACCGAAUCUCUUCCUUCUGCCAUCACCAGAUCUCCUUCACUGUCUACCAAAUCUACUCCUACGAUACGAUGUUGUUGUUGCGCCUGAGACUGGUGUGAAAUGCAGUUAUCGUCGGAGUUGUUCUCGCACACGGAGAUUCGAUGUUCGGCAUCAGAUCUAGAUCGUACAAACAUCUCGGCUCACAGAUCUGGUAUGAGACAAUUUGGAGUAAAGAACAGCUGGAGUAGUGGAGGCACACCAGAGGCGAAGGAUGAGAUAGCAGAGACAUGCCGCAUGUAGUGACGAGGCGGAGGAGUGACGAACCGCAGGCAGAGGCGCGACUAACCGAAUGCAGAGGCGCGACGUGACAAACCAGAGGCUAGGGCGGAGCUGUGCCGGCGAAGUUAAAUCUCCGGUCAAGCUCACGCUUUUGUAUAUGUGUGUAUAUAUGUUAUACUUAUAUGUAUGAUAUAUAAAUAUGUAUAUGACACCAUAUAUACGAAAAACAUAUUUGUAUUGUUUUUUAAUUCAUUAAUUCUUAAUUUGCUAA